AGCAUUGCUUGCUCAUGACAUGUUCUGUUGUGUUUUAAGUGGACGGUGAUUAGUCAUUAGGUUUUUGAGGGCCUGCAGACCUCGAUGUAUUCUACACACAACUAUGCCGGGGACCAGCAGCCGUUGACACAGCCCGCAGGCCCACCAUACGGUGGCUAUGACCAAAGGGGCUAUGCACAGGGCGGCUAUGGGCCUCAACCAGGCUUUCCUCAGGCAGCUCAAGGCCCAUAUGGGAACUACAAUCAGCCGGGUCCUGGACCACAAGGUGGAAACCAACAGCAGGCUGCAGCAACCAAAGGUAGUUCCAUGAACCCAGACUGGAGCAAUGCAUUCUUCGCAGCAGCCUGCUCCACUAUGCUGGGAGCAUUCAUUGGCGGCAUUUGCCUCUUUUUUUUCCUUCGAGCUAGUGGAUUUUCUCGAGAUGUGCUACAUUUUGCUCUUUGGAGGUGUUCUCGCGUUGAUGGACACUCCAUGCUUCAAGACCAUGAAAACGGUAAAAGACCACCGUGAGUACUUCUCCAAGUAUGUCAACAUCCUGACUCGAGUGACAGGCAAGGGAAUCGCCUUCUUGUUCCUCGGCUGUGCACUCUUCUCUACGAUGUGGGACAACCUGGAGAGCACAGGCCUCAAAAUCUUGGCCUUCGUGCUGUGCAUGAUCCCAAUUAUUGUUGGGAUUGCCGCCCUUGUGAUUGGCUUCAUCAAGAGCCAGAAGUUGAACAAAGCCCGGAUAGUCUUUGCUCAGGAGGGUGAGAAUAUGGCUGCACUCUAUGACCAGCAUGCCAGAACGUAUGGAGGGCAUCAUGGUGGAUUGACCAUGUUGGAAUUUAGCGACAUGACCUUCAAGACAAUGGGCUUCAGAUGGGAAGAUACCGAUCUCAAGCUGAUCUUCAAUGCGCUGGUGAGCAAUCCAGCGUGGCGCACGAACGUCACCAACUUCACCAGUUAUGGACAGCAGCACACGGAUAUGGCAAAGAUCCCGAAAGAGGACUUGCUUGGAUGGGUAAGGGGAGGCAUGGUUUGGUUGUGAGGUGAGUAAUGAGCAGUGGUUGCGUCGCAGGGUCCUGCUAUUGGUUUCCUUUCCAAACUCUC
Molecule: messenger RNA, 1089 nt
Organism: Durusdinium trenchii
Lineage: Eukaryota; Dinophyceae; Suessiales; Symbiodiniaceae
Source: the annotation of a GenBank genome assembly